Messenger RNA from Phytophthora infestans T30-4, 459 nucleotides. RefSeq lists its product as uncharacterized. The coding region runs from base 1 to 459 and encodes 152 amino acids. The record is from RefSeq and is a predicted model, not a curated record. Lineage: Eukaryota; Oomycota; Peronosporomycetes; Peronosporales; Peronosporaceae. The transcript has a single exon.
AUGAAGGCUUUCCUCGCACUCGCUCUCGUGGCUCUCGUCAGCUCGGCCGAUGCUCAAGUCGCUGACUACAGCUCCAAGAUGCUGAGCGCCGUCAACGCCAAGCGCGCCGAGAAGGGCCUUGCCGCUGUGUGCAUCAACACCAAGUUGGCUGCUGCCGCUCAGGUCCACGCCGAGGACAUGGCCACGAACAAUUUCAUCGGUACGUCCAGCACGGACGGAUCCGGCCAGCUGGAGCGCCUUGAGGCGCAGAAUUUGACUGUGACCGCCGCUGCCGAGCUCGUUGGUGCCGGCUACACGUCUGUGAAUAGCGUGGUGGCUGCUUGGCUCAAGGCCUCGAGCGACUACAUCUACGCCGACUACCCGUUCAUCGGGCCCGGCUACAAGUACGACAAGACCAAACAGUAUAAGCACUACUAUGUGCUCGGUCUCUCGGACGGUGAGGGCGAGUCCUGCGCCUAG